This is a messenger RNA of Impatiens glandulifera, 2486 nucleotides long. RefSeq names its product IQ domain-containing protein IQM6-like. Bases 160 to 1989 code for a protein of 609 amino acids. NCBI's taxonomy places the organism in Eukaryota, Viridiplantae, Streptophyta, Magnoliopsida, Ericales, Balsaminaceae. The transcript is spliced from 9 exons. The record is from RefSeq and is a predicted model, not a curated record.
AAGAAGAUACAACAACCAUCCAACAAAUUUGAACACAUAAUUCUCUUUCCCUCCUCUCCUCAUCUUUUCCUCUCCCCCUGUUUUCUUUCAUUUGCACCUCAUUGCCUAUCCUUCUCUCUGAGCCCCUGCGCGCACUUCCACACCCUCUCCUCCUUGUGAAUGGGGACAUCUAUUUCGAGUCCACUUUCCAAUGUGGAUAAUUGGGAUAAGAGGUUUGGGGCGUUUCUAUCAAGAUCAUUGAGCUUUGAAGGUGGAAAAGUGAGGAGAGCAUUGAGGUCAUUUAGUUUCAAUGGUCGAGAUUCAGAGCCCACCAUCCCCAAGACAUUUGGGGGAGGACCUCUUACCUCAAAAGAGAGGGUGUUGGGAACCUUUUUCUCGUUUAGGUCUCCUUCUACAAUUGAUCAAAACAAGGUUUCUAUAUCUGCAACACCUGAUAUUAGCCAUGGAAAUGUUGAACAACAACAACAGCUACCAACUAUUUUUGUGUCUCCUAGUAAACCAAGAAUGCAGGGUAUUAAUCGUCAACAACCGGAUAACACGCGAUAUAAGGCUGCUUUAAGGUUGCAGAAAGUGUAUAAAAGCUUCAGAACAAGAAGACAGUUAGCAGAUUGUGCUGUUCUAGUGGAGCAGAGAUGGUGGAAGGUGUUAGACUUAACAGAACUCAAGAGAAGUUCCAUAUCUUUCUUUGAAAUUGAGAAAUCAGAGAGUGCCAUUUCACGUUGGUCAAGAGCAAGAACACGUGCUGCCAAGGUUGGCAAGGGUUUGUCCAAAGAUGAGAAGGCUCGAAAACUCGCUCUUCAACAUUGGCUCGAGGCUAUUGAUCCCCGCCAUCGCUAUGGUCAUAACCUUCAAUUUUACUACGUCCAAUGGCUCCAAUGCGAGAGUAAACAGCCCUUCUUUUACUGGCUUGACAUAGGAGAAGGAAAAGAAGUAAAUUUUGCUAAAUGCCCUCGUUCAAAGCUCCAACAACAAUGCAUCAAGUAUCUUGAUCCGGGAGAACGAAUGGCUUAUGAGGUUACGGUUGAGGAUGGAAAAUUCUUUCACAGUCAAACUAGGCAAGUUCUAGACACAAGGCAAGGACCAGAAGAUACCAAGUGGAUCUUUGUUCUCAGCACUUCAAGGAAAUUGUACGUUGGUCAGAAGAGCAAAGGAACAUUUCAACAUUCAAGUUUCUUGGCUGGAGGAGCAACAUUGUCUGCAGGGCAGUUAGUGGUGGAAGACGGUAUCCUCAAGGCGGUUUGGCCUCACAGUGGGCAUUAUCUUCCAACUGAAGAAAAUUUUGAACAACUCAUGUCAUAUUUGGAGGAGCACAAAGUCGAUCUCAGUUCUGUCAUGAAAACUCCAUCGGAGGAAGUGGAGAUUGUCACGAACAACUCAUCACAAUCAGAUUUGGCUCGAGCCAUUGAAGAAGCAAACGCGACGAGCUCAGUUAAUCAAGGGUCGUUGUCUCGCAAGUUUGAGAUACCUUCCCUGCAGAUACCAUUGAAAGAGCAAGCCAUGGAGUUGUUUAAGAAAGGUCAGCUUUCUUGUCGUGGAUUCGUCAUGCCUAGUCCAUCAAGCGGGUACAACUCGGCAAGGGAAGAACUGGAUGAUGACGAUGAAGAUGAAGAAGUGUCUGAUGAGGAGAUUUCUGUAUCAAAAGAGAACCUGUUUGAAGACGAAGAUGAAGUUGAAUUCGAAGAAGCAAUCCCAAAUGAGAAGAUAAUUCAAAGGAUAAAUUCUCAUAAAGGAAUGCAAUCAUAUCAGUUGGCUAAACAGUUAAGUUCUAGAUGGACAACAGGAGCUGGACCUCGCAUUGGUUGCGUAAGAGAUUACCCUGAAGAGCUAAGAAAUUGGGUAUUAGAGGAAGUAUGUUUAUCACCAUGUACUAAAAUUUCAACUCCAAAAUCAUCAUCCAAACCAUAUGUGAGGACACCUUCCAACUUGUGCCAAAAACCAAUUCCACUUUCUCUUGAUCAAAACGCAUGUCGCGAGAUAACAACACUAUAAUCACGAGAAAUUCAUUCGAAAAUGUACACCCGAAAAGGGUAGAAGACCAAACGUAGAUGUCCACACCGACGGUGUUGUCGUGAAUGAGACAACACAUUGCAUAAAUAGCAAGACAGACAGCUAUAGAGUUCAUGGAUGAAUGCUUCAAAAUGAAUGAAAAUGGAAUGGUAACUUAUUGUUAUGAUGCAUAUUGGCUCUAAUAUUAUAUAUAUUGAUCAUUUGGAAUGGAAAUAUUUGUUUGUAUUUAUUUUUAUUUUUUUUGGUUUUUUGUUUUUACAAUCAUCUAAUAUAAUCUAAUAUGUCCAUUUGUCAUCAUGUUCAUCAAUGUCACAAGUUGCCAAUAUAUUGUGGAUCUUUGUUAUUGGAAGCAGAUUUUUCAUUCAAUUUUAUCUUUAGUAAAUAAUUGUUUUCAUUAUAAAUCAGUUUAUUGAUAAUGUACAUUUGAGAUUGUUUGAUUUUCUAAUGGGAUUGGAGGAGGAUUUAUAGAGGAUCAAACU